CGUGAGCGCUGCCUACGCGCAGCGGGGCCGGGCGCAGAUGGCGGACGCUGAGGCCGAGGCGGCGGCUCCGCGGCCCGAGAUGCCGCGGCUGGUGGCGGCGCUCCGGGCCCGCCUCUGGCAGCUGCAGGCGGAGCUGCGGGACCAGGAGGUGUCGGAGGCUUCGUCCCGGGCUUACUGCCGGGGAUUCUGCCAGACCCUGCUCCAGUACGCGGGCAGCCGGGGCGCCUCGGAACAUAUUUUACCUUUUUUGGAAGUCUAUCGAAUCUCCAUCCAAAGUUUUGCAAACGCGCGACCUUACUUGACCACAGAAUGUGAAGAUGUUCUUCUGGUACUCGGCAGACUCGUGCUGAGUUGUUUUGAGCUGCUGCUUUCAAUUCCUGAAAGUGAAUUGCCGCAUGAGGUGUGGUUGGGAUUCCAUCAGUCCAUACAGGAUUCACAUGAUGCUUUACUAGAAUUUGGCAACAACAACCUCCAAAUACUGGUGGACAUCACAAGGGAAGGCGUAUGGAAAAAUCCAGUUCUUCUUAAAAUUCUAUCCCAGCAACCAGUAGAAACUGAGGAAGCCAAUAAAUUGAUUACACGAGAAGGGCCUUCCUUUCUGCAGAUGCGAAUCAAACACCUGAUGAAGUCAAACUGCAUCCCACAAGCCACGUCCUUGUCCAAAUUGUGCGCUGAUUCGCCCGAAAUCGCCAACGCUUCAUCUUUCCGUCAAGCCUACAUCACCUGUGUGUGUUCGAUGCUGCCGAAUGAAGACUCCAUUAAGGAGAUUGCAAAGGUAGACUGCAAAGAAGUGCUGGACAUCAUAUGCAACCUGGAAUCUGAGGGACAAGAAAACACUGCAUUUAUUCUUUGUACAACAUACCUUACUCAUCAGCUUCAAACAGGAAAUGUGUAUUGCUCUUGGGAACUGACACUUUUCUGGAGCAAACUGCAGAGGAGAAUCGAUCCUUCUCUCGAUUCCUUUUUGGAGAGGUGUCGUCAGUUCGGCAUCAUUGCCAAGACACUGCAGCAUUUAUUUUUCUUGAUAAGAGUUAUCCAGUCUGAAGCGGAAGAAGCAGGACUUGCGGUGUCUGUUUUGUUGUGCGUGAGAGCCCUUCAGAUCCGAUCCAAUGGAAGCGACGAAAUGAAGACGUCGGUGUGUAAAACCAUCGCCUGCCUUUUACCGGAAGACCUUGAAGUGCGAAGAGCUUGUCAGCUCACGGAAUUUUUACUUGAGCCAACUUUGAGUGGAUUUAACGUGUUGGAAGAGCUCUACAUGCAACCAGAUCAAAAAUUUGAUGAAGAAAAUGCGCUGGUUCCAAAUUCCCUCCGUUGUGAGCUGCUGUUGGCUUUAAAAGCAUAUUGGCCAUUCGAUCCUGAAUUUUGGGACUGGAAGACUCUGAAGCGACAUUGCCUUAAACUGUUGGGGAAAGCAGCUUCUGAUUCCGAGGACGAUGCAAGUUGUAAUAUGUCCAUCAAUGAAACCGACAUGUUAGAAACAUUCUUUAGCGACUACGAUGAGACAAAAGAACAAAAAUAUUACGAUGGAAAAGACGCAAUGAACCACCCGAAAGAAAAAGCAAGAGUGAAAAAACCAAUUGGUUCUUCAGAAAGAUACCAGAGGUGGCUUCAAUACAAAUUUUUUUGUGUGCUCUGCAAAAGGGAGUGUAUAGAGGCUCGAAUUCUGCAUCACUCCAAGAUGCACAUGGAGGACGGUAUUUAUACGUGUCCGGUGUGCACAAAAAAGUUCAAGAGAAAGGAAUUUUUUGUACCGCACGUCAUGGAACACGUUAAAAUGCCGCCUAGUAGAACACACAGACACAAAAAGAAAAUCAUCCUGAAAAAAGAGAGAUCACCACAAAAAACAAGCAGCAGCCCUCCCCCGGUGUUUCAGGAGAAGCCACAGCUGCCUGAAACAUUUGAAAACGAUGCACAUGAAUAUGUCACCUUCAGCCAACUGGAAAACUGCCACCUGCAAGACAGAGACAUCUACCCCUGUCCCGGGACGGAUUGUUCGAGGGUCUUUAAACAGUUUAAAUACUUAAGCGUCCACCUGAAAGCCGAACAUCAAAACAACGAUGAGAACGCCAAGCACUACCUGGACAUGAAGAACCGCAGGGAGAAGUGCGCGUUCUGCCGACGGCACUUCAUGACGUCCUUCCACCUGCGGGAGCACGAGCGCGUGCACUGCGGGCCCCAGCCCUACAUGUGCGUGUCCAUGGAUUGUUACGCCAGAUUCGGGUCGGUUAACGAGCUCCUCAAUCACAAACAGACGCAUGAUGACCUUCGUUAUAAAUGCGAGCUGAAUGGCUGUAAUAUUGUUUUCAGCGACUUAGGGCAGCUCUACCACCACGAGGCUCAGCACUUCAGAGAUGCGUCGUAUACCUGCAACUUCUUUGGCUGCAAAAAGUUUUAUUAUUCAAAAAUUGAGUUUCAGAACCACCUGGCAGUGCAUAAUAUCACAGUGUCAAACGGGGAGGUCAAGCCGACAGUGGCGCUCGAAGAGUCGGUUUCAAAAGACAAAUGCAGAUGUCUUCCGGAGACUCAAUCUGAGAAUUCCAGUCUGAAUAACUUGGAUCCCUCGGGCUCUCAGGAAAUUCCGCAGAUUAAGGAAGAAGUGCUCUCCGACAGUGAAGAUCUGGACAGCGAAAGUAACUGCAGCCUCCAUUGUGGGGACGCUGCGGUGAAGCAAGGGCAGGCGUCGCCUCUGCGGAUUGAAACGAUGGCUCGAAAUCAAUCGGUUCCGGGUUUCCUCAUGUCGCAGGAAGGAGUCGUCCAUCCAGCAGAUGCGAAGCAACAAUGUUCUGAUGGGGCGGUUUGCGUGGAUGAAAAAACACUUCCCUGUGGUUUCGGAGGCUGCUGUUCCACACACAAAAACUCCAGGAGUGUGCAAAAACACCUUCGCAGGGCCCAUCCGUAUAACUUCAAAGGUAAAAAAAAUAUGGAGGUGAAAACAAAAGACUUUCUCGAUCUGCUGAAUGAUGCUCAGGACAGUAAAUCCCCUACGGACGUUAGUACAGACUUGGGUCAUAAUUCAGACACAAACGCUGACUCUCCAGAAAGCUUGUGCUGUACGAUAGAUACUAAAGGAAGCAACGGCCUGAAGGAAGAAACUUGUCCUUCUUCCCCAGAGACAUCUUUUUACGAUAGUUCUAAAGAAUCAAAUAUCGAUGACAACAUGUUGGAACUGAUGUUAGGCUUGAAACAUCUAAGCUUAAAAAAUUCCAGCGUGCAGAAUUCUUCGAGACACAAGCCUUUUCUGCGCUCCUUACAGUCCUGUUCAUCCAGGGACACCAAGUGCUCUGAGUCAGAUGAAACUACCUCAAAAUUUCAGCUUCAAGAGCAACAAGAUAAUUUACCCAGCCAGUAUCUUACUCAGCUGGCAGCCAAACCAUUUUUCUGUGAGUGCCAAGGGUGCACGUGCGAGUUUGUGACCAGAGAAGCUCUCUUGAUGCAUUACGUUAGAAAGCAUAACUACUCCAAGGAAAUGGUUCUGCAGUUAAAUAUGUUCCAGCAUCGAUACUCGCCGUUCAAGUGUCACAUUUGCCAAAGAUCGUUUACAAGGAAAACACACCUUAGAAUUCACUAUCGAAACAAACAUCAGAUUGGCUGCGAGAGGGCAGUUCACAAGGUUUGUCCAAAUGAAAAGUUUGAUCACGUCAGCUUGUGUACAGACAACAUGCACAAAAACAGCGCCAUUCCGACACCCAUCUGCGCGGCUAAUGUCGAAUUCGUCGACCGUUCAAACCACUCUGAGCAGCUGUGUCACCCGAAAAAGAAAGACUGUAGUUCCGAGACGGAUUUGGAGUCCAGCGAAGAGAUGGACAAUAACGUAAUGAGAAAAACGUCCAACGUGGGUUCUCUGGACAGUCACAGGGAGGAACUGGAGGCGAGACAGGGAAGAGGAAGCAAAAGAACAGUUGCUAAAGGAAACUUAUGUUAUAUAUUGCAUAAGUACCACAAACCAUUUCAUUGUAUACACAAGAGCUGCAACUCGGCAUUUACCAACCAGAAGGGUUUGAUUCGCCACUAUCGAACCGUUCACCAGUACAACAAGGAGCAGCUCUGCUUGGAAAAGGACAAAGCGAGAACAAAGAGGGAGCUCGUCAGAUGUAAAAAAAUAUUUGCAUGCAAAUUCAAAGAGUGCGGUAAACGCUUUUUAUGUUCUAAAGCUCUCGCGAAGCAUUGUAGUGACUUUCACAACGAACACGUAGAGGAUCAAAAGCUGCUUUCUGACGCUGAAUCCGCAAGAUUUGCUUGUAACCAAGCCCACUGCCCCGCUGUGUUUUAUACCUUUAAUAAGCUGAAACGGCACCUAAUAGAAGAACACGCCAACGAAGAAAAACUAAACAAAGAUUUUGAAAUCCAUUGUGACCUUAAUGGCUGUAAUCGGAUUUUCACCAAUUACAGCCACUACUCCCAACACGUGUAUUUCCGACACAGUGAAUAUUACGAUAGUCUCUUUAGAAAUGAGAGAGAGGAGGAAGACGAUCAAGAGAAAGAUAAAAGUGAACAAAGUUAUUUGAAAGGCGGUCUUGACGUGAGCAAGCAGAACGGGAAGCAGUUAAAAUCUAAAAGAACUAGCAGGAGUCGAGAAAAGCAUUCGAUUAACUUCAAAACAAAAGAGGAGGCGCUCCAGAUGUGCAAAGAGAAGUCGAACCAGACCCAGUACCCCUGCAUGGUCCAGGGCUGUUUGUCUGUCGUCAAGCUGGAGAGCAGCAUCGUCAGGCACUACAAGCGCACGCACCAGAUGACCAACAUGUACAUAGAGCAGCGGAUGCAGAAACUCGUUGUUUGUGUUCAGUGCGGCAUGAUGAAUGAGAAACAGUCCGGCUCCGAAACGGCAUUAGACUCGGAUAAAAAAGAUCAAGAGGAUAAACCGGCUAAUCCUGAGUGCGUGCAGGAAGGUGAAAAACCUGCUGUUCCAAAUACUGCCUGCGAUCAUCAGGAUGGAAGCAACGAAGACCAAAAACCAUGUCUGUCGAGUGGCGCGAGUUGUGACGUGAGCGACUUAACAUAUUCAGGCACUUUAAAAUAUAACCACAGUUCACAGAACGGCAGUUUUGAAGAGCAUAAGGUCAGGGAGACGGUUACGUGUAAAACGGAAGAUUUUUCUGAAAAUAGCGAAAGAGAGAAUAGCUCUUAUUUCUCGAGUUUACAAUUAGAGUUGCCGAGAGAGAAGGAUCCAGAAGGAUGUCAGCACAGUGCGGUUAAUCAACAUGCAAAGAGAAAUGUACUUUGUGCUACAAAAGAUAAAUUUCAGAAGCCUCCGGUGUCCAAACCGUUUGAUUUAAAGACGUAUAAACCCAUGGGAUUUGAGUCUUCAUUUUUAAAAUUUAUUCAGGAAAGCGAAGGGAAAGAUGACGACGACGAUGAUGAUUCUGAUGAGGUGGUGGAGUGGGAGGCUCCAGUAGAUAAGACCUUGCAAAAAGAGGGAGACGGUCAAGGGGAUACACCAGUAAACAGCUUUGUAGAUGACAAAAAUAUAAUUUUAACCCAAAAUAAUCACGGGCAGCUGACAGAAAUCCAGCCCUUGUUGUCAGAAUCAUCAUCUGCCCCUUCUCUAGAAAAUCUGAGGGCGAUCUUGGACAAGGCGCUGACGGACUGCGGGGACCUUGCCUUAAAACAGCUCCAUUACUUACGACCGGUGGUUGUUCUUGAAAGAUCCAAGUUUUCUACGCCCCUCAUUGACUUAUUUCCCACAAAAAAGGCCGAUGAGCUUUGUGUAGGGAGUACGUAAGUAGUUUUGCGUAGAGCGGAUCGGCUCCACUACUGCUACAUGGGGAGAGCUCCAAAUUAGAACCGUAAUCGUUACAGUGCACACUGUUUAGGUUUAGCGUAGACUGUUUAAUUCAAUGAAUGUAUAAUAUCUGUCAAAAUAUUGGCCGAAUUAAUUUAGCUCCCCAUUUUUUUCUAUGGAUUUUGGUGCUGUUGAACACAUCAGAACGCGGGGGGCUUCCUGUCGAAGGGUAAAUGUGCAUGAUUGUAUAUGGAACAAGUACUGGGGUACCAGGGUUCGGGGGGCGAUGGAGUUAUUACUUGACUUGAAUGUGCACCCCAGGGUGCUUCGUGUAACAUAUUGUACACUACAGCAUCUUAUAUUUUUUUGAGUUAUGAGUUUCAAUAAAUUACAGUUUUUCACCCAUUUGUUUACUGUACAGUAAAUCUUUAAUGUGAUUUACUUGUAAUUUGGGACCAUUGGAUGAUGUCGCUUAAGUUUUAUGCAUUUGUAGAUGAUUUAUUGGACUGAUGAACCAGUAUAGAUAGAGAAAAGUAAAGUAUUACAUCUUAUUUUA
This is a messenger RNA of Columba livia (rock pigeon), 6275 nucleotides long. RefSeq names its product RLF zinc finger (gene RLF). The transcript has 8 exons. Gene Ontology annotation, molecular function: DNA binding; DNA-binding transcription factor activity, RNA polymerase II-specific. Gene Ontology annotation, biological process: regulation of transcription by RNA polymerase II. NCBI's taxonomy places the organism in Eukaryota, Metazoa, Chordata, Aves, Columbiformes, Columbidae. The coding region runs from base 38 to 5719 and encodes 1893 amino acids. The record is from RefSeq and is a predicted model, not a curated record. Gene Ontology annotation, cellular component: nucleus.